This is a messenger RNA of Chaetomium globosum CBS 148.51, 2046 nucleotides long. RefSeq lists its product as uncharacterized. Gene Ontology annotation, cellular component: nucleus. Gene Ontology annotation, molecular function: RNA binding. The coding region runs from base 1 to 2046 and encodes 681 amino acids. The transcript has 2 exons. The record is from RefSeq and is a predicted model, not a curated record. Gene Ontology annotation, biological process: tRNA N2-guanine methylation. Lineage: Eukaryota; Fungi; Ascomycota; Sordariomycetes; Sordariales; Chaetomiaceae.
AUGUCAGACACAACCCACGACCUCAGCGCGACCCCCGCGGCGGGGCAGCGGAUCAAGCACGACAAUGUCGUCUACACCACGGUUAAGGAGGGCCUUGCUCACAUCCUCGUCCCCGAAAACACGACGAAGGAUGGUCAGACGGUGCAACAGGUUUUCUACAACCCAAUUCAGCAGUUCAACCGCGACUUGACCAUCCUCGCCAUGAAGGCCUACGGAAAGGAGCGCAUUGCGCUGAAGCAAGCCGCUAGCAAGGCCCGGGCCAACAAGUUUGCCGAUAAGAAACGGAAGCGGAGGGAGCAGGUACAAGGCGAACAACCAUCAAUUGAGACACCAAUGGAGCGGCCGACUAAAUCCCCAAAGCUGGACGAAAAUGCGACCGAGUCCACCGAGGCGCCUGCCGACAUCGCAAUGGCAGACGCGACGGAAGAGCCUGCGCCAGAGGAGCCCACAGAAUCCAAGCAGGAAGCCACUGUCGAUGCUGAAGCAGGGGCGCCGGCAACUGGCGGCACUGAGGCCAAAAAAGAGCCCCAAAUACCAUUCACCAUCCUUGACGCCCUAUCUGCCAGCGGCCUCCGUGCCCUACGUUACGCCCACGAGAUACCGUUUGCCACCACGAUCACGGCCAACGACAUUCUCAAAGCGGCCGCAGCCGCGAUCGGGCGCAACGCCACCCAUAACGGCCUCCAGAACAAGAUCAACAUCUCGGUGGACGAUGCCCUGGCCCACAUGUAUAACGUCGUCGUUAAAGAGCUACGGCGGGUUAGUCUUUCAAAGAACAAGCCCGGGGCGAGCGAUAAGUACGACAUUAUCGACCUCGAUCCCUACGGAAGCGCGGCCCCUUUUCUGGACGCUGCCGUUCAGGCUGUCCGUGACGACGGCGGUCUUCUCUGUGUCACUUGCACGGACUCGGGCGUAUGGGCGUCCAACGGCUACCCGGAGAAGUGCUACUCCUUGUAUGGCGGCAUCCCCGUGAAGGGCUGGUAUUCGCACGAGGUGGGUAUCCGGCUAAUUUUGCACGCGAUCGAGACCUCGGCCGCGAGAUACGGCCUUGCGAUGGAGCCACUACUUUCGCUGUCAGUUGACUACUACAGCCGCGUCUUCGUCCGGAUCAGGAAAUCUCCGUCCAUGGUCAAGUUCCAGGGAGGCAAGAAUAUGGUGGUCUACAGCUGUGGUACCGGCUGCGGCGCUUGGACGACGCAGCUACUCAUGAAGAACAAGCCCGCACCGAACAAGAAAGGCGACGGGAUGUUUUACAAGCACGGCUUCACCAGGGCGCCAACGACAGGAACCUCGUGUGAACACUGCGGGUCAACGAUGCAUCUGGCGGGCCCGAUGUACGCCGGGCGCAUUCACUCACCCGAAUUCGUCAAGAAGGUGAUCGCAGAGACAGAAGAGGCACCCACCGAGAUUUACGGCACCAAGGAUAGAAUCAGGGGUGUGCUGCAGACGGCCCUCGAGGAAUUCCUGCCCUCUCCCGAAGAGAUGGAAGCUGAAUCUAAAGAGAACGGCGACAGCACGAAAAAGCUAAAAAAGAGCCUGACGGAAGCGCAGGUGGCCGCCAUCGAUCCGUACCCUUUCUUCUUCCAUCCAGCGCACGUGUCCGGUGUUCUGCAUUGCGCCAGCCCUCCGGAAAACGCGGUGAGGGGCGCUCUACUCGGUCUUGGAUAUCGCGCCACGCGGAGCCACUGCAAGCCCGGGAGCAUGAAGACGGAUGCCCCAUGGUCAGUCAUUUGGCACGUUUUCAGGGAAUGGGUCCGCCAAAAAGCCCCGGUCAAGGAAGCGAACAUCAAGCCUGGCAGCGUCGCCUACCGGCUCUUGGGCCUGGGGAAGCCGUCCGCGGAGGACCCAGCGCCCGAUGCGGCAGAAAACGGCAACGGAGAGAACCAGGUAACGGACAAGACCGAGGACGCAAUGUCGGAUGAGAAGCCGGCAGAAGAGGAUGCGGUUAAGAAGCUGGAGGUGGUAUUUAACGAGCAGCUUGGACAAUAUCCGGACAGGAAAAAUUGCUCCGCUCCUGCUGACGCCGGCCCACUGCACCCACGCUAG